CGCCAUGCCGAACAUCAUUGACUCGCCCAGAAUUCGUUUGGAACCUGUCCUGUACGUUCUCUACUACGCAAUCCUGUACAUUGGAUGUACAUUCAGCGCCAACAAUGGAACUGCCGAGCCAAACUUCGAAUUGGCCGGCUCAUGCUAUCUCGCAUGCUUACGGGUGCUCCCGGUGUGGCAACCACAGGCAGAUGGCUCCGCUCUUGACUUCGUGGCAGCCUUGUUCAUGGUACGGAUAGCUAUGCUCUGCUGCGACCACGACCUCGCGUGGUUGAUGCACCGCAAUGCGUGUGCUUAUGCCCAGAGAUUCAACCUGCAUAAUCUCGACAGCGGCGAUCAAACCGGACUUCAGCACGAUGCGUCAUGCGACGAAGGUCGCCGCGGGUUCUGGCAGAUGAUUCAAAUUGACCUUCAUGUCCGGCUGAUUCUUGACAAGCCUGCCACCAUCACGGCGGGUGCUUGGAAUGUCAAUCUCCCUUGGCUCAGCGCGAGGUCCAGGCCGCCGCCAGGCGAUGUGAAAGCGACCGCGUUCCUCAUUACCUCACAGAUGGCGAUGAUCUUGUUGCAAUUCUUCACCUUUUUCGACAACGCAGUGGCGGGGGGCCAAGAAGAUCUCAGGCAGCGAACAAAGAGACUAUGCCAGGAGAUUCAACACAUCUUCGCCAACUGGCAGGUGGAUGAAUGGUUUGCGGCCCCAUCGGACAGGAAAGUCGACAAUUGCUAUAAAUCAGACGUGCUGCUGGCUGGGUAUACAUAUAUCAUCUUUAUGCUUCGAAAGGUUGAAGGCCUUGAACAUGAGCCAACCGAGGUCUCCCAAGCCGGCUCCGUGUCCUUGAUAGUUCGCGAUGCAUCGCGGCGUAUCGUCGAACUACUAAACCAUAUGCUGAAAUUAUACCCGAACCCGCAGGGACUGCUUUGUGUCCUGGGAUACUACAAACCCGAGCUCGCGGUCGGUCUUUUGUAUUCCCAGGUCAUAGAUACUCCCGACACUCUGGAAUCGAGGGCGGAUGCAGAGAGGCUUCGAGAAUUGGGUGGUUCUAUCCGGGACAUCAUUACUCGCAGGCAGGAUCUCACACCGCUAGCUAGAGCAAUAGAGGCUCUGGAUGGAGCAUUGCCUAAAGAAUCUCUGUCCAGUGAAUAAUACUUUUAAG
Molecule: messenger RNA, 1151 nt
Organism: Aspergillus uvarum CBS 121591
Lineage: Eukaryota; Fungi; Ascomycota; Eurotiomycetes; Eurotiales; Aspergillaceae
Product: fungal specific transcription factor domain-containing protein
Exons: 3
Coding region: 5-1141 (378 amino acids)
Source: RefSeq, a predicted model, not a curated record